Messenger RNA from Bufo gargarizans (Asiatic toad), 2233 nucleotides. RefSeq names its product galactose-3-O-sulfotransferase 1 (gene GAL3ST1). The record is from RefSeq and is a predicted model, not a curated record. The transcript has 3 exons. Gene Ontology annotation, biological process: galactosylceramide biosynthetic process; myelination. Gene Ontology annotation, cellular component: membrane. The coding region runs from base 127 to 1416 and encodes 429 amino acids. Gene Ontology annotation, molecular function: galactosylceramide sulfotransferase activity. Lineage: Eukaryota; Metazoa; Chordata; Amphibia; Anura; Bufonidae.
GCCACCAUUGAAGUGCCUGCUCGUCCUGGAGGACGCAGUGUGUGACGGAGGACCUAGACUGUGGGACUCCUCUGAGGUAUGGCACACUGCGACAUUGCACUGUAGGACGGACAUCUACCUCCCGAGAUGACGUGUGCGCAGAUGCAGGGCAAGGUCUGUCGAUCAGUAUGGAAAGGUUUGGUCUUGGGAACUCUUCUCACCACUUUUGUGAUAUUGCUAUAUUCAUAUGCAGCUCCUCCACUUAGCUUUAGCAGCACAGAAAACCCUACAUCCUUCCAGUGUCGCCCAUCUUCACUUCGUGAAUCCACUUUACCUGGAUCCAAUUCCUCUGCAAAUUCUGAAUUGCACUGCCUCCCACGCCAUAACCUUAUGUUUCUUAAAACUCACAAGACAGGCAGUAGCACAAUCCUUAACAUCUUGUUCCGUUAUGGAGAGAAGCAUCGACUCCGGUUUGCCUUCCCUCGUGGACGCAAUGAUUUUGACUACCCGAGCUAUUUCCAGCGAUGGCAAGUUGAGGGAUACCAUCCUGGCUUAUGUUAUAAUAUAAUUUGCAAUCACCUGCGAUACCACCAUUCAGAGGUAAACCUGCUCAUACCCCCACAUACAGUGUUUGUCACUGUGCUGAGAAAUCCAGCUCUUCUCUUUGAAUCUUCAUUUCAGUACUUUGCACGUAUUGUACCCUUAACUUGGAAGUUACCAGGUGCUACAAGUGAGCAGAAGAUGGACACCUUCUUGCGCAACCCAAGGAACUACUAUGAUUCCAAUGGAUUCAGUGCUCACUACCUGCAUAACUUGUUGACAUUUGACCUUGGCUAUGACAAUGAAAUGGAUAUUGAAGACUCUGCAGUAUCAAAUUUACUUAAGCAACUUGAUAGUCGCUUUCAUUUAAUUAUGCUGUUAGAGUAUUUUGAUGAGUCUUUGCUGCUCUUGCGUGACUUGAUGUGUUGGAACAUGGAUGACAUACUUUACUUUAAACUUAAUGCCCGAAAAGACUCUACUGGCUCACGUUUAAGCCCAGAGAUAUACCGACUAGCUCAGCAAUGGAAUGCACUAGACGCACUUAUCUACCAACAUUUCAAUGCAACAUUCUGGAAAAAGGUAGAGAAGUAUGGAGUGGAGAGGAUGAAAAUGGAUGUCCUAGAAUUAAGGAGGCGAAAUGAAGAACUUAAACAAGAGUGCAUUGCAGGGGGUGGCCCAGUAGAUGCCAGCAAGAUACAGGAAUCUGGCCUUCAGCCGUGGCAACCUUUGGGGAAAAUAUCUAUCCAAGGAUAUAACCUCCGAAAAAACAUUUCACCCAAACACAGACAGCUGUGUAGGAAUAUGCUGACUCCUGAAUUACAGUACAUGAGCCGGCUGGGGGCAGACCUGUGGGUCACACGAUUAUGGAGUAAAAUUAGAGCCCUGCUGAACUGGUGACUGGUGAAUAGAGAAGAAAUUAUGUGCUUCAAAUGUGCUGGGACCUACAUGCAGUAUUUGAGUUGACCAAAAGGCAAUAAAAGCAAGCUGAGAUAAAAGCAGGAUGCUAUAAAGAGUGAACACUUUGUGAUGAUGUUACUUUAUACCCGCUCAAGUAUUUGUCUAGAAUCAGUAUUUUAGGCAUGGUAUGUUAACUGCGUAAAAUAUCUUCUGAACAGGGUGUCUUUGUACCAGUGAAAGACUGAGAGAAUCAUUAACUGUGCACUGGUUUCAAUUCAUGGCUCUGACUCAGUCACGUCAGAUGGACAGCUGGGAGGAUUUUAUGAAUAUAGUCUUUAUAAAAAUAAAAAAAACAUUAGAAUUGCUCUCACUUUGGGACAACAGGGGUGGAUAAUGUAUCUUUAUGGUCAUGUAUGAAGCCCCAGCUCCAGGACUAAUUGUGUAUGCUUUAAACUAAUGUUUUUUUUGUAGUCCUUUUGGAAUUGUUCAGUUUUAUUAUCAUAUAGAAGCUCAGCAAGAUGACUCUAUCCAUUAGGGAUGUCUCGAUCUUUCAGCACAAUUAAGAUUAGCAAUAGACCUCAUUUUACAAUUGCAUUUUGAGAUCACAGUGUUUUAGGACGUGUGUUUAUAUAGAGCUGCAAAUGGCAUAAAUGUGCAGUCACUUGAAGCAACCAGUUAGAUAAUAUAAUUAUAAUAUCUUGCACUAAAAUUAAUAGUUAGUUACUUUCUGAUUGGUUGAAACCGCUAUGGACGAUAAAUGUACAUACUAUGCUCUAUGUAAGCUUUUUUUUGUUAAAUAAACCUAAAGAUUGUUUGU